UCAAAUACCAAAAUCAGGUCGUGUUAUAUUAGGAACUUCACAGAGAUCAGUGUUCGGGAGCUCUUGAUAAUGGCGUACCCACCGCAGUUUCACAUGGCUCUCUCCUCCCCUCCCGCCUCCUCUCCACCAAACCUACCUCUUCCGACUAUGCCGGAGAUCAUUGAUUCCUCCCGGUCCCAAGGCCUCUGUCUCCGCCUCCACACCCUCGGUCCAUUCUUCCGCGUAACAGCCGAAGGACUCACCGGAACAGAGCUCGGUAAAGCUGAGGGCUUUAUCCAUCCAUGGUUUGGCGGAAAGGUUCUCCACCUCGACUCCAUACGCAUGAAGAGGGAGACGCUCGCCAUGAAAAGGUCCAUCUUUGGCCUCGGACUCUUCGUCGGCGCUGUGGCCAUUCGCCAUGGCUUCGACUGCGGUUGCCGCCGGGCCGAGCUCCUUGCCAUUAAUGAUACUCCGGCGUUCCACUCUAGACUGGUACGUUUCUAUACAAGGAUGGGUUUCAGGGCGGUGCACGAAGUGGAUGGUUCGUCGAUGGUGGACCUGGCUCACAUGUUGGUAUGGGGAGGACGAGGAACUCGGAUGGAUGCGGAUAUCGAAAAUCUUUUGAGGAAAUGGAAGACUAUCUUGUGUUGCAACAUUUCACUCCUGGUGGAUGCCAAUGGCUGGAUGGAGCCAUUGAAAGGGUGUGCUAAGGAGAGGAAGAAAAACUGCCAGACCGAGAAGGCUUAGAAGAAGAAAAAGGUGGCAGACAGCAUUCGCGAUAUGAUUCUGCUAAGGCCCUUUGUCAACUUCUCCAUUUCCCUUUUUUCCUUGUAUGAUAGGUGUCCUCUUCCAUUGUUGCUUUGUUCAACACGAUUGCUUCCAUAACCAUUUUUCCAUGGGGUUGCUGCCUUCAACAUAACCUUUUCUACUGCA
Dendrobium catenatum is the source of this 912-nucleotide messenger RNA. RefSeq lists its product as uncharacterized. The coding region runs from base 70 to 726 and encodes 218 amino acids. The transcript has 3 exons. Lineage: Eukaryota; Viridiplantae; Streptophyta; Magnoliopsida; Asparagales; Orchidaceae. The record is from RefSeq and is a predicted model, not a curated record.